Vavraia culicis subsp. floridensis is the source of this 603-nucleotide messenger RNA. RefSeq lists its product as uncharacterized. The record is from RefSeq and is a predicted model, not a curated record. The transcript has a single exon. The coding region runs from base 1 to 603 and encodes 200 amino acids. NCBI's taxonomy places the organism in Eukaryota, Fungi, Microsporidia, Pleistophoridae.
AUGCGCACCACACAUAACAGUUCCCUACUAAUCGUACAUUCUAUAUUUGUAAAAGUAAAUACGUGCAUACCUCUAACCGCUAGUAAACAUUUCUACCAAAUACCCCCUUCAUUUCUCAUCAGUUCACUUUUACCUAUUGUGAACAGAAACAUAGAACAGCGCAGUACUCAUGGUUUUGACCAUACCACCGCUGUUCUAUCAUUAUUUUAUGUGUUGUUCUCACCGAUCUUCAAUUUCAAUCACCACUACCCCACCCAUCUCUUCGUUCAGCCCGUAUUACCAUUCCAUCACCGCAUCAUCAUCCAUUACUUACCGCAUCUCCUCAUUCUACCCUCCAUUUUUUUAUUUUUUCUCAACCAUCCCAUUGCAAUGAACCGUGCAUUACCGAAAUCUUACCUAGAAAAAACAAUGAACUGCGAUGUAGCGCUUUACAUGCGCAAGAAAAAGAAAUAUUACGGCAAAUUGCUCGGCAUGGAUGAGCACUUCAACGUGCUGUUGGAUGAUGCGUACGAGGAGAAUGAGGAGAACGUACGGGUGGGGGUAGGACGGGCGCUCAUCAACGGAGGAUCGGUAGCUGCGAUUGAAUUUGUUGAUGAUCAAUAG